Messenger RNA from Linum tenue, 4347 nucleotides. NCBI's taxonomy places the organism in Eukaryota, Viridiplantae, Streptophyta, Magnoliopsida, Malpighiales, Linaceae. The record is from the annotation of a GenBank genome assembly.
CCAGCCAGUGCCAGACAAUAAUAAUAUAAUAUUUUGUUUCUAUAAAAUAAAAUAAAGGCAAAGAAGAGGAAUAUUCAGAUCCUUUACGUGCUGACCUGGCAACUGCCACCGGCUGCCAUCCUCACUGUCCUCCUUCCGAUCCCAAUAAUCUCAACAACGCCUUCCCUCUCCCUCCCUCCCUCCCGCGGCUGCUCUUCCGCCGUUACCAUCGCCCCAACACCACCGCCGCCCUUCUAAUUGUAGCCGCCCGCGCCACUGUCAUUUCCGUUUCCCGCUCACUAUCCCCGCCUUCCGCUACUUUCCCUCCCUCUCAGAUCCCGAUUCCCCUCUACCCCGGCUCCGAUUCAGGUACAUGCAUUCCCUGCCGCCAAUUUGCAGUGUAUUGGGUUGCCCAGAAACUCUGCUAUGGGAACUGAGGAGAUUAAGGGAGAAGUGGGCGAUUGGUUUUCACAAUUGGCAUAUGAACAAUGGGUGCCAAUUCCUGUUUCUAGCACAAGACCAUCAGCUCGCUACAAGCAUGCCGCUGCCAUUGGUGAUGAUAAGUUAUAUAUAUUUGGCGGGAGUCGUAAUGGUCGGUACCUAUCUGAUAUACAGGUUUUUGAUUUCGGAAGUUUCGUUUGGUCUAGCAUUAAACCAAAAAUUGAACUGAAUGGUCAUAGAGUUGAGGAAGCGGGAUCACAGGAUGCUCUUCCUGCCACGUCAGACCACAGCAUGGUCAAGUGGGAAAACAAGCUGCUGCUACUCAGUGGGCACUCCAAAAACUCUUCUGAUAGCAUGAUAGUGCAUUUCAUUGAUCUACAAACACAACAAUGUGGUAUCCUCGAGACCUCAGGAAAUUCUCCUUCCACUCGAGGGGGAUACUCUGCUACAAUUGUUGGUUCUAGACUUGUGAUAUUUGGCGGAGAAGAUCGGAGUAGGAAGCUGCUGAAUGACAUACACACCCUUAAUCUUGAAACCCUGAUUUGGGAAUUGGUGGAAUCAUUGCAGACACCUCCAGCUCCGCGAUUUGACCACACUGCAGCAGUAAAUGCAGGGCGCUACCUUUUGGUAUUUGGUGGUUGUUCUCAUUCGAUCUUCUUCAACGAUUUUCAUGUGCUUGACCUACAAACAAUGGAGUGGACCCAACCAGAGAUUCAAGGUGAUUUGGUGACUCCUAGGGCUGGUCACGCUGGUGUAACCAUUGAUGAGAACUGGUACAUCGUUGGUGGGGGAGAUAAUAAAAAUGGUUGUUUAGAGACCCUUGCAUUGAACAUGCCCAAGCUUUCCUGGUCAACAUUGACCAGCGUAAAGGAAAGGCAUCCACUUGCCAGUGAGGGGCUAAGGGUUUGCUCAGCAUUGAUCAAUGGGGAGAAGUACUUGGCUGCUUUUGGUGGUUAUAAUGGGAAAUAUACUAAUGAGGUCUUUGUUAUGCGACUGAAACCCAGAGACACUUUACGGCCCAAAAUUUAUCAGUCACCAGCAGCUGCAGCAGCAGCCGCUUCUGUUACAGCUGCAUAUGCCUGGUCCAAAUCUGAGAAGUUGGAUGCUUCCCGCCUAGAAGCAAACUGGAGAGAACAAGGUAAAAAGAAACCUUCUGAAGAAGACCUCACUAUUGAAAUUGAUACAAUAAAGGAAGACAAAAAGAUACUGGAAGUAUCCCUAGCAGAUGUCAGAGCUGAGAAUUCUAGGCUCAGGGAAAAGAUCGAUGAAGUUAACAGUACUCAUGCUGAUUUAUCCAAGGAACUCCAUUCUGUGCAGGGUCAAUUGGUGACUGAGAGAUCGAGAUGCUUUAAACUCGAGGCACAAAUUGCAGAGCUGCAGAAGGCACUUGAAUCAUUGGAGUCAAUAGAGAAUGAAGUCCAACUACUCCGGAGACAGAAAUCUGUUCUGGAACAGGAGAUUGAGAUGAAUGAUGCCGCUCAAAAGCAGGGUUCUGGCGUCUGGCGUUGGAUAGCUGGGUGAAAACACUACUACUGCAGGCAAUGCAUCGAGCUUUUGGUUCCUACCAUUUUUGUGAAGAUACCGUUGGCUGACAUCGCUGGAACUGGAUUCCAGAGGAUCUGAAGCUGCAAAACAUUUGAUACAUCUACUUUUCUCUCGGAGAUGCUCUGGUAUCAGGAACUACAGAUACAAUCGAAGAUCACCUCUUGUAUGAAUUCCGAAGAUCCAUAUCAUUACCUGCCAUGACGAACUGAUGUUGUUGCUGUUAUAAUCUUAAGUUAUUGGUUUGUUUGCUCUUCUCCUUGCCCAAAAUGAGGAAUUGUAUCACUUUUGCUAGUGAGAUUCAUCUUCUCUUACAAACUUAUACACACAGAGCGCUACUUUCUUUUCUUUGUUUACGUUGUUAAUUCAAUGGGAAGUCCCAAGAUAAUAGCAGCACGCUACAGAUAAGUUUAUGUAGCCAAUUACUGAAUCUGUAAACUAAACUUUUUGCAGUUUCGUCCAUUUCUAGUGAAAGCUUUCGUGAUGGAUAAGCUUCUAAGUUCCAUUCAUAUUGGUUGAAAUAGAAGACAUUUUCGCACACUAAAAAGUAGCAGACAUAAUUACAAUACCUUUCCGAAAUCGACCUGAAAGUAAGUAGAGGCAGACAAACUACACUCCCCUCGGCUACCUAUUGAACCUAUAACUGGACAAUCACAUAUCAGUAUCACUGAUACCAAGUGAACAUAUACCGGACUUCUUUACGCUCUACAAGGGAAAAGAACACGUCUUCUGAAAUCUCCAUCAUCCCGGCACUAGUCCCAUAAACACCAUUCAUUAUCUUCACAUCUUUCAGUUGAUGCCGCCAACAGGUACCAUUGCCACAACAGUUGCUGGGAUUGACGUUCAUAAGCUUCCCGCAGAUGUACUCUGAAAAUAAGAAGCUGUACUUUAGUUGUUUCGGAAGGCGUUGAGUUAUACCCACGAACUGAGGACGGCAUGCCCAGAACAGACCAUCAAGAAGGUUAGCACACGCCUUCAAAGUAUCCUGGUACGAGGAAUUCUCCCCAAAUUGUAAAUGUUGAACAACCGGAGGAGGGGAAGUGCAAUCAGCUUGGCUCAAGUCGAAUGACACCUUUCAAUUGGCACAUACACAGACAAACAAGAAUGGUUUAGUCGAUUAAAAGUUAAAACACAUUUCUGUACACGCAUAUUGUAAACAUUCAUCGAGAGAGUCAGAAAGGUCCAUAUACCUGCUUAAAGAAUCCUGCUCCAUCCAACUUCAAUGCCGUGCUACGCAUUGGCAAUUCGAUGCCACACUAAGGACAUUGGUUUUGCCAAGCAACCCAGAGCCACGUCUGGAGUAGUAGAGAUUAACCAGAUUGGGAGCAUCAAUCUCAAGCUCCUUCAAUGCCUCCAUUGGGCGGAAAUCGUCGAUCCUGAAAUGCUGAAGCUUAUCACUCGAAAUCCUUAUUCUACUGUUGCUGCAGGACUCCUUGAUCACAAAAUGAAGAGACUCCAAAGAUGGCAACUUGGAAAUCAAAUCAUCAAGAUCAGACUCUGUAAACCCCUUGGAGUCACUAAAUUCUAGCACUCUGAGACUGGGGGCUGAAGAUGAAGAUACCACUUUCAGCUUACAUUGCCCUGUGUGUUUAAUGUCCAGACUCUCCAGUAGUGGGGCUGCAGCUAGCUGAAGUUCAAUCAGGGAAUGCGGCUGCUCAAUUUUUAGGGUUUUCAAGUUUGGAAGAUUACCAUCGACGGAGAUCUCCAGCCUCUCCAAUUCAACGAGCGAUUCCAAACGCAGUGACUCCAGACGUGGGGCAUUAUCAAUGAAGCUGCGGACGACGCUUUCCUCGACCCUGACAUUUUGGAGAUGAAGAACCCUAAGACUGUCGAGGGAAACUGAGCGGUUUCGGAAUCCAUCGUCACCAAAUCUGCAACCUCUCAGCUUCAGAACCUCGGUGCGACUGCAAUUGGAGAGCAUCCCCUCGGGGAAACCAUGGAACCCGCCGGUUUCGACUACUAUCUCAAUCGGCGAUAGGGUAUGACUGACGGCCAACGCCGCUGCCGCUGCCAGCAACGCGGUGAGUUCCUCACCAGCGAAAUCGCGAUUGGGCGGCGACGAGAUCCUGAAAACGUCCAACGGCACCCCGUAAUUGUCAUGAAUCAAGAGUCUCCUUGACCAGGAGGCGGCGAAGCUGCGGAACUUUUGGCCCAAAUCACACCGACGAUCGGCGAAGUCCUCGUGGCGAAAUUCCAGCACCGGGUACGAGCGCCAGAAUUGGAGCCAACUUCUGGACAAGGCGCUGGUUCUCGCUACCUGAACUGGAGAGUUCAGGCGGUCCAGAAUAUUGUGAAUGAUUUUGAUGGGAAGCGCUGAAAUUCGAUCGGUGCCGCCGGCUGCGUCGAUCAUCGGCUGCUUUUUCAUAGCUCUGUCUCGGGGUUUCU